Molecule: messenger RNA, 508 nt
Organism: Durotheca rogersii
Lineage: Eukaryota; Fungi; Ascomycota; Sordariomycetes; Xylariales; Xylariaceae
Exons: 1
Coding region: 59-322 (87 amino acids)
Source: RefSeq, a predicted model, not a curated record
GUACGCACACGUGAAUGGGACAUGGGAUCGAUGGGUGACGGGUUCUUCUCAGAAGGACAUGUACCCAAGGUACCCCGGCCUUCUUAGGUACUCUUCCUUUUUUUAUAGGACAUCCGCUGUAGGCGCCGGACUCCUCCCAUUCAUUCAUUUCCCCGGUUCAUUUCAUUCAUCGUCCCUCGCGGGUAAGGAUUCAGGUAGCAGGACCACCGGAAUAGCCGGUACGGGUACCUACACGGUACACGCAUACUCAUACUACCUACCUACCUACGUUCUAGGUAGGUACAUAUAUGCAUACGCCGACCAAUUACAUAGGCCAUCCUAAGACUCAAGUCUAGAUAUGUGAGUACUGGCCGACAUCCUCCGUACCGCAAAGAGCAAACAGCAAAGAAGCGAAAAAUAAAGGACGAGGGGAAGAGGAAAAGUAAUCAAUGCUGGACUAUGGAAUUCCAUGGCGUAGCGGCCUCCCGUCAAGCGAUUGCAGGCGUGGUGACUACACAGGAGACACACC